AUUUUGCAUACUGAAUGUGUAGUUUCGAAAAACUUGGAAUAACAGAGUUCUUAUUUAGGGUGGACCAAUGUGGCUUUGAUAUCAUAUAACCAUUCCACCACUAAAAUAUUUUCUGUGAUCCAUGAACUGUCAUAAUCGCCAAGACAUGUGGGGAUGAGUAUGCCAUUGUUCGGAAAGAAAGAACCUACCACCAAGAAGAGCGGAGGUAAAAAGGAGGAUGAGAAGACUCCACGAAUAGAGGAUAAGUAUGAUCUCAAGGAUCUUCUUGGAACGGGAGCUUUCUCCCAAGUUCGACUUGCUGAAAGCAAGGACCUACCUGGAGAGUUCAGUGCUGUCAAGAUUAUUGACAAGAAGGCCUUGAAAGGGAAGGAAGAUUCCCUUGAAAAUGAAAUUCAAGUCCUAAGAAGAUUGCGACACCCCAACAUAGUUAGGCUGGUUGAGACCUUUGAGGACCGAAGUCGAGUCUACCUAGUCAUGGAACUGGUGACUGGAGGAGAGUUAUUCGAUCGAAUUGUGGAGAAAGGUUCGUACACGGAGAAGGAUGCGGCGGAUUUGAUCCGGCAGGUGCUGGAGGCUGUUGACUACAUGCAUCAGCAGGGUGUUGUGCAUCGCGACCUCAAGAUAUUCCCACUCGUGUUUCUCGACCUUGAAGAAAGGAGACGAGAGGGGGAAAAAGAGGCAGAAACGGUGAAUCCAAUUGAAAAGGAGCAGAGCUUUCAGGCCUCUGCGUGUCCCCAGAGUGGGAGGGAAGACGAAGACGAGAGAAGUUGGGCGGUAAUUUUGGGGGAGACUCGGGCCCAGGAGACCAAUUUCUUAAACUUUCAGCCAGAGAAUCUCCUCUACUACAGCCCAGAUGAGGACAGCAAAAUCAUGAUUAGUGAUUUUGGGCUCUCCAAAAUGGAGGACUCAGGAAUCAUGGCAACGGCCUGUGGUACACCAGGAUAUGUUGCCCCUGAAGUGUUGGCCCAAAAGCCUUAUGGCAAGGCAGUAGAUGUCUGGUCUAUAGGAGUCAUAGCAUACAUCCUUCUCUGUGGAUAUCCCCCCUUCUAUGAUGAAAAUGAUGCUAACCUCUUUGCACAAAUACUAAAAGGGGAAUUUGAGUUUGAUUCUCCUUAUUGGGAUGACAUCAGUGACUCAGCCAAAGACUUCAUUCGGGGUCUCAUGUGUGUUGAUGUGGAGAAGAGGUUCUCGUGUAAGUCGGCUCUUUCACACCCUUGGAUCUGUGGUAAUGCUGCUGACCGCAAUAUCCAUGACUCUGUGUCUGCUCAACUUAAGAAGAAUUUUGCCAAGUCUCGAUGGAAGCAAUUGAUGCAUGCCAUAGCCAUGGUGCAUAAGAUGCAAAGGCUGGCCUUGAGUUCAGCCAGCAUGGACCAUCAGGACGAAAAGAGAACAGAUGCCGAAAGUCUGGGGGAGAACCCAGGAGAUCCUCAGCCGUCUUCAUCAUCAUCCUCCUCUUCGCAACAGCUCCCAGCAAACCCCACGUCUAGUGAUAUCUGUGUGUAA
This is a messenger RNA of Darwinula stevensoni, 1503 nucleotides long. Lineage: Eukaryota; Metazoa; Arthropoda; Ostracoda; Podocopida; Darwinulidae. The record is from the annotation of a GenBank genome assembly.